This is a messenger RNA of Effrenium voratum, 1760 nucleotides long. Lineage: Eukaryota; Dinophyceae; Suessiales; Symbiodiniaceae. The record is from the annotation of a GenBank genome assembly.
AAGUUAUGCUCCGACUGAAGGAAGGAAUCCCAGAAUGUACAGGUAGGGGCUGAGAGCGGCAAGCCCAGCAUGCUCGGCCCAGGGAUGCCAGGAAUGCCGCCACCGCCACCGCCUCCCGGUGUGGCCGGCGUGGUGAAGUCGCCGCUUCCAGGGAUGCCAGGGCUACCGGGGCUUGGGAUGGGGUUGAAGCCGCCCAUUCCACCGCCGCCCGGGCACGCGCCGCUGCUGCUGAUGCCGCAGCUGCUGUCCAUGAUGCCCGGCGCGCCACAGCCGGCGCCACCGGCGCCAACCACGGCACCGGCGCCAAGCACCGCAAGCACGGCCCCGGCGAGCGCGGCUGCAAGCGGGCCCAAGGGUGGCAACUCCACACCUGCGAAUAACACAGGCAAACAGUUUCCUUGGGAGGGCACAAGCGGCAUUCAAUGCAAAUACGGCCGUGCGUGCAAAAAUUCGCAGUGCACGGACACGCACCCCACCGGCCGUGGCAUUGACGAGGACCCAAACAGCACAAUUUGCCGCUUCGGGCGGAAGUGCAAGAGACAAGGCUGCUUUUUUGUUCACCCACAAGGGCGUGAAGUUGACGAUGAUCCUUCCAAGGGAAUGUGCCGGCAGGGCGUUCAAUGCAAGCGGCCCGACUGCCUGUAUUCUCAUCCUGAGGGCCGGAUAGUGGAAGGCCAAGAAUCCCGAGCCUGCCACGUUUGCGGCAUUGCGGGUCAUUUGAUGAAGGACUGUCCCAAGCGGCGCGGCGUCGCGGCCCUGCCGGUGGUGAGGGGUCAGUACGUGACGUUGUGGAACUUCCCCGUGGACUGGGAAGCCAAGACUACGGAGGAGCUGACGACCCACCUCGCGGAGGAGCUGGAGGUCUUCGGCGCUUUGACCUUGCCCCCGGUGUUGAUCGACGGCCACCGCAAGGCCGUGGGCGCCUUCGAGGACGAAGCUGCGGCGAAGGCGGCGGCGGAGGUCCUGGACGCGGUGCUGGACAUCGAGCUCAGCGAGCCGCCCAACCAGAACGCCGUGGACAACAAGCCGGGCUCCGUGCUGAUCCAGGACUUCCCGGCACGCUGGGGCGCCUCGGACGUGGGCGCGCUGCUGCACGGCACUGUGAAGCCCAGCGCGCUGCUAGGCAUCGAGAUGGUUCCUGGUCCGGGUGAGGGCGAGGGCGGCAACGGCGGCGGCGCGCGCUUGCGCAUGCGGGACUUUGCUUCCGCUCGGGAAGUGGCCAAGGAGCUGCAGGACCAGAAGGUGGCAGGGAAGCCUUUGCACAUCACGCUGGAAGAUGAAGACGGGCGUUCACAAAAUAUCGACGAGACGUUGGACGACAAGCAGAAAGGAGGUGAAUUUCCAGACAGAAGAGUAGAUGGAAUCGAGAUGUGUCAGGACUACAGGAUGGACCGCUGCACUCGAGGAGAUCGCUGUAAGUUUUCACAUGGCGAUGAAGACAGUGAUGAAAAGAAGGCACGUUUAGAAAAAGAGCGAAAGCGCCGUGAGGAGACGGAGAAGGAGAGGGAACGGGACAAGGAUCGUGAGCAGAGGGAGCGUCGGCGCUUCCGCUCACGCUCGCGCUCGCGGCGGCGCUCGCGCUCACGGAAGGGCCGCGAUGACGGCUUCCCCGAGGAUGCCUGGGCGGCCGGGCCGCCGCCUCCAGCCUGGGGCUGGGGCCCCCCGCCGCACGAUCCCUGGGGGGCACCGCCGCCCUGGGGGGCGCCACCCCCGGGGUGGGGCUAGGAUCUAUGGAAGCGUUGGCCAAGUUCCCGUGGUAG